ACACACACACACACGGAUCACCAUCCGCCCACCUCGAUUCUGAUUCGACGAGCAUCCUGGGUCACGAUAUCGUCGCACAUUCAUCCUAUAUAAGCAGCAGAAAGUUUUCCACCCAAACACCAAGUUCGGCCCUUGAACCAACAACAGACGAGAAAGGCGUCGCGGUUUGAUCCCUUGCGUAAAAAAGUACCAAGACGGUUGCAGACAUGGAGAGGUCGGUCCGGUUUGCCGUGGUGUGCGUCGGCGUAUCUCUGCUCAUCUCCUGCCAUCCAGUCGAAGCCUGGUACAAGCAGUCGACCGGGCCCAGCUACUACUCGGUGGGCCGUGCCUCCGGUUUGCUGUCCGGCAUCAGGAGGUCACCGUACGUCCGCAGGUCCGAGUCCCAAGAGACGCUGAUGGAAAGCGGGGAGACGGCGGGUAACAACCUGAUUCCAGAGACCGAGAAGCAGAUCUCCAUCCUAAAAAGCAUGGCCAUCUGCGUGAAGGACAUCUCUCCAAACCUGAAGAGCUGCGAGCUGCUGCGGGACGGGACGGGCACCUUCCAGUGCAAGGCGGACGUCUUCCUCACCCUGGACUCCCUGGACUGCCUGUCCGCGUGAGGCCGGUCCGACCUGCGCAAACAGUCCUGGUCCUCCGGG
Molecule: messenger RNA, 638 nt
Organism: Pungitius pungitius (ninespine stickleback)
Lineage: Eukaryota; Metazoa; Chordata; Actinopteri; Perciformes; Gasterosteidae
Gene: npb
Product: neuropeptide B
Exons: 2
Coding region: 207-599 (130 amino acids)
Biological process (GO): feeding behavior; G protein-coupled receptor signaling pathway
Molecular function (GO): G protein-coupled receptor binding
Source: RefSeq, a predicted model, not a curated record